AUGUGUGCAUCAUUUGUUUUUAACAUUUCAACAUUUUGCAGUGACUGUAAAACUUGCAAAGAGUUUGUCAGAUUUCUUCCAGGAUAUGAAUUCGAAUUGUUGUUUAUUAUAGUUCCUGUGAUAGUUGUGUGUGCUGAUGAUUUGGAUACUUUUGAUGAGAGUGCAACAAACAUCGGUUUAUCAAUAGUUGCGCAGUGUGCUUUUUUUUUUUUCUUUUCUUCUGGUAUUGGCAUAAAUGAAGGCGCGGAUUCAUGGAUGAAACAAGGUCAUGAUAACUUACAGUUUGGCGGAAACGAUCUACUGGUAAGCGUUGCAUUCAAGUCCGAUAGUUCCGGUGAGGAAGGGUUAUUAGAAUAG
Enterobius vermicularis (human pinworm) is the source of this 357-nucleotide messenger RNA. The record is from the annotation of a GenBank genome assembly. Lineage: Eukaryota; Metazoa; Nematoda; Chromadorea; Rhabditida; Oxyuridae.